UCGUCGCUCAUUUGCGAACCUUACCACUACGGAUCCAAGGCACGCUGGGGUAUCGGACAUCCCCGCUGGGGUCCCACUUGGCUGCGGGUGCCCCUCAAAGUCUGAGGCCACGCGUUGUUUUGCGGCAGAAUCUGGUCUGCAAGGGUAGGUUUGGCAACAUGUGGUCGCCCAGCGCCCCCCCCCCUGGCGCCUUGAAAGGGACGGGCGCCCGCCGCGCGGGGGGGCGAGCCCAGGGCCUCUUCAACCGCCCGUCGCCGGCCGACGCUGGGGGCAUACACCGCGAGGCGCUCAGGCAGAGGCGCGAGGAGGACCUGGCUGGAGAGAGGGCCAGGCGGGCGGACCCGCGGUACAGCGACAUCUUCCAUCGCCGCGCGGCGCCAGAUGCGGAACAUCAGCCCCGCUGGAGAGCCGCGCCCGAGGACCGAAUCGGCGUGCACAUGGACUGGACCGACAGCAGGACUGAGCUGCUUGGAGCGCGCCGGCCGCAGACGGCGGACAGCUCCUGCGCGGCCGGCGGCGGCGCCAGGACAGGAGACGGCGAGUUCCGCGGCACCGUGGACGACAUGCUGGCCUGGCCCGCCCGUGCGGCGGCGCACCCGACGCGGAGCGCGCACGACGGCGCGCACCGGGACCUCCAGCCCGUCGUUGAGGACGACAAUUCUCACAAGCUGAAGAGCAGCUCUGGCUCGUCCACGUCCCAGAUACACCAGGCCCACCUGCGAAGCUCCCUGCUGUCGGACGCGUUCUACUCGCAGGCCGAGAGCGCCAAGCACUGGAGGGUCGUUGAACUGCACGUCUCCGGCCUCCCCGGUGCCACAGGCAACGAGGACAUGGUGCGAAAGCUCUGCCAGGGGCUGGACCUCCAGAUUGUAAGGGUUUUGGUGGAGAUGGACCCGGUCCACAAUUUGUGCAAGGGGCGAGCCAAGAUUGUGGUGCGGUACAACCCCGACAGGGGCAAUCUCGACAGCCUGGUGAACCAACUUCAGGCGGCGAAUUUGCGAGUUUCCAUGUGAGGAGCGGCGCCGAGGCCACUCCUCUCCGAGGCGGGGGUUUAUCCACGAGCGCCGCCUGGGGGAUCGAUCCUCGUGGACCUCGGCAGGCGGUCCACGGAUACAUUCGGCUCCCCUGGGGCCAAAAUGCAUUCAUAUCCACCGCCCGGACGUCCGCGUCGCAUCCUCGGGGGUGGGACGGCGGGGGCUUCACGGGGCGAGCUGCUCUGGCCACACCUCGGCGCAGACAGGCUUUCGUGUGUCUGAUGUCCUCUGGGCCCGAGGACGGACGGACCGGCGGAGGCCCUGGGCAAGGGGCAGCGUUAGGGAAGACAGGUUCCAGUCGAAGCGCAUCGACCCCCAAUCGCCUGUUAUUCGCCGGCACGGA
Prorocentrum cordatum is the source of this 1377-nucleotide messenger RNA. The record is from the annotation of a GenBank genome assembly. Lineage: Eukaryota; Dinophyceae; Prorocentrales; Prorocentraceae.